GAUGCGUUGCGUCGCCAGGUGGCUGGCGCUCUGCGCCUUGGUUGUUGUUAUCAAGGAAAUAUCUUCUUCUGUGCAACCAGAAGAUGACAUCCAACCAGAGCAAACACAACAGAUUCAACUGUCUAAAUGCCCGUAUUGCCAUCAGUGUACGGACUCCUGCUAUGAAGGACCAUUGAGAAAUGCUUUUCGCUUCAAGGGGAGACAAUACUACAUUCCGAACCCAAACUUAGCCAGAAUAUGCCCUCGUCGUAAGGACAGAAAUGGAGGAAUUGUGCCAUGCAUACGCCCUUGUCCGGGGGUCGACGAGAUUGGAUGUAAUGAAGACCAAUCCAAAAUAAACAUUAAUGGUCAAGCAGAGAUAUUUGCCCAGGCCCGUUCUUCUGAUAACCAUUUUUCACCAAACGAUCCAGUAGCGAAUAAUCACGAAGCUACAACAAAUUCAGACUGUGAUUUAACCGAUUUGGAAAAAUCAUUUAGUUUGAUAAGAAAUGAUAACCUUGGGAAUGCAAGAGGUAACGUUGAGGAUCACAAGCACAAGACAGACAGCACUAUUGAUUAUUCAUUUACCGGAAGUGGACACAGUUCCAACUCGGGAUUAAUUGAAAAUGUAAAUGAAGAUCAGAACAAGGUCCGGAUAUAA
Macrosteles quadrilineatus (aster leafhopper) is the source of this 640-nucleotide messenger RNA. RefSeq lists its product as uncharacterized. The transcript is spliced from 3 exons. Lineage: Eukaryota; Metazoa; Arthropoda; Insecta; Hemiptera; Cicadellidae. The record is from RefSeq and is a predicted model, not a curated record. Bases 2 to 640 code for a protein of 212 amino acids.